Molecule: messenger RNA, 6336 nt
Organism: Poeciliopsis prolifica (blackstripe livebearer)
Lineage: Eukaryota; Metazoa; Chordata; Actinopteri; Cyprinodontiformes; Poeciliidae
Product: EMILIN-1-like
Molecular function (GO): protein binding
Source: RefSeq, a predicted model, not a curated record
UCGGUUCAGUCUGUCGCAACUUUUUCCUCUCUUUUGUUUCUCAGAUUCUGAUGGACCCUCGGCAGCUCACCAAACCGGGCCAAAGCGGGUCCAAGGCAGGAUAGGAGUGGGUCCGAGCAGGAUAAGCGCGGUGCGGUUUUCCGCUGUGGAUCUGGACUCUGUUUGGAUCAGAACCGUAACAUGAAUCGGUAGGACUGACUUCUCGGAACUUUUUUUGCCGUCUCCAUGGAGAUGAGGGAUAUUCCCGCCAUCUAAGCAGUUGAUCACGUGGUGAUCAGGGAUCGAUAGGCUCAUUGAUCGUAUUGAUCGGGAUGGGCGCGCUCCCGUUGCUUUUGCUCGUGCUCUGGAUUUGCGAGCACGCCAGGAGCACGUUCCCGAUGCGCGCCUCCUACAGCCUGUACGCCGGCGGGAACGCGCACGCGCACGGAGCCCGAGCGGCCAGCAGACACAGGAACUGGUGUGCGUUCGUCCUCACGAAGACUGUGAGCUGCGUGGUGGAGGACGGCGUGGAGACCUACGUGAAGCCCGACUACCACCCGUGCAGCUGGGGCAGCACCCAGUGCAGCCGGGUCGUGGUCUACCGGACCUACAUGAGGCCACGCUACAAAGUGGCCUACAAAACCGUGACGGAGAUGGAGUGGAAGUGUUGCCAUGGUUACAGCGGAGAGGACUGCAGCAUCAGUCCGGCUGGCGGCGGAGCAGGAAGUCACACGUCCAAUGGAGCGGGGACAGGAAGUGGUUUUGGAAUCGGACAAAAUGGAGGACGACAGGACCGGGAGGAAAUCAAGAGGUUGGAGGAAAAGAUCCAGAGGCUGACGGACAAGCUGCAGGAUUUCCAGUCCACCAUGAAUGAACACCUCCACCACGAACCUGUCAGACCCGAAAAACCCGCAGAUGCUGCGCCACCCGAAAUCAAAGAGACGAUUCACAGCAUUCAGACCAAACUGGACCAGCUGGACAACCGAACCAAGGCUCAUGAUAAAACUCUGGUGAGCAUUAACAACCACCUGGUGAACGGGAAGGGCAACGAUCUGGACGGAGACGUUUCCCCUGGAGGAUUGAGUGGAGACCAGCUGAGCUCCCUGAAGGAGAGCAUCCUGAAGGAGCUGGAACGCCGAGUGCUGCUGUCCUGCUCCUCCUGUCAGGCCGGCGUGGAGGACCUGCGGCGCCAGCAGCAACAGGACCAGGAGAGGAUCCGCUCUCUGGAGAAGCAGCUGAACGAUGCCAACGUUCGCCACCGACAGGAUGCCGAAAGGCUUCGACUGGAGCUGCAGCGUUCCCAGAGAUGCUGCAGCUCCAUUGACGACCUACAAAACCGCAUGAGCGACGCCGAAAACAAGAUCAGCUCUGCCUCAGAGAGCUUCAACAUCCUGCUGGGCCGCCUGAGCCCCGGCAGCGACAGAGGAGAGUCCCAGGGAGGGGGAGGAGCUACUGGAGGGGUAACUACAGGCGGGGCAAUUGGAGGGGGAGGGGCUAGUGGAGGACGCAAUGGUUUGACCGAUGUUCGGGCAAAUCUCCUGAAGGACUUGGAGCUCAGCAUCAACAGCAGCGUUCUCCAGGUGUGCUCUCACCUGCAGGCUGACCUGAGGGAGUUUGUCCAGAGAGAGCUGGACGACCUGCGGACGGCGUUCUCACACCGCUUUGACGACCGCACCUUCAGGAUCGAAGACGUGGAGCUGGAGGUGCAACAGCUGCAGAGCAACCUGCUGGAGCAGGACAGGAGAGUGUCAGCGUUGGAGAACCAGACGGCCGAGACGAGGAAGAGGAUGGAGGAGUGCCACUGCUCGGGUGGGCGAGGGGCUUCUGAAGCAGGUGGAGGUAAAGGAGAAGAAAGAGGCGGAGACACGGGGGAAGGUUUCACCAGAUCGUAUGGAGGUGGAGCAGGAAGUGCUGGAUCAGUUGGAGGAACAGGUUUAUCUGGCGGGAGAGAAAACACGACCAAGAAAUCUCUGGAGUGGAGAGUUGUGGUGGGGGGUCAGAUUCGACACUUCAACACUCGACUGAAGGACCUGUCGGUGUCUGGAGACUCUCUGCAUGACCGGGUUCUGGACCUGAGCCACGACGUUCAGGCGAUCAAGUCACUGACCGGUGACAAUGGUGAGAACUUCAACCGCAUCGUGAUGGAGGUGGAGAUGCUGGGCCAGGACUGUGAGCUGUGCAGCCGCGUGGAGGCGGAGCUGCAGAACCUCCGGAACCGGUCCCAGGACCUGAGCGCCAUGCAGGAGGCGCUGCUGAACCUGGAGAGCCACGUCGGCACCAUCCAGACCCGGCUGGACUCCGAGGGCGGCGACUGCAGCCGGGUCUGCUUGCCGCUGCAGGACGACGUCCGCUCGCUGCGAGACGAGGUCCGGAGAUGCUCACAGCGCUGCGGAACCGGGACCGGGACCGACUCCUUCACAGGGGGCUUGGGGCCGGGCCUGGGCGCAGAGAAGCCUUUAGAUGGCCACAGCGUGAUCGGAGGAUCCUUCAACAGCAACCAGCUGAAGACGCUGCAGGGCGAGCUCGGCGACAUCAUCUUCACCUUCAGCUCCAUCAACGACACGCUGAAGGGCCUGGAGCACAGCGUGCAGAAACAUGGCAGCGUCAUCACCGACCUGGGAAACACCAAGGACAAGAUCAUCUCUGAGCUGGACAAGAUUCAGCAGGAAGUGACGGAGCACGUCCAGAGGAGCCAGGAGCGACUGGACCGGACGGACCGGGACGUCCGCCGCCUCGAAAGCAUGCUGGUGGCGGAGAUGGGCGACUGCCGGCGCUCUGGAGACGGGCUGGAGAAGAGGCUGUCCAAGCUGGAGGGAGUCUGCGCCAGGCUGGACGGCGUCUCCGACUCCAUCUCCAAGGUCAAAGAAGGCCUGAAUCGCCACAUGUCGGGUUUGUGGAGCCACGUCUCCGGCCUGAACCAGACCCUCAUCCAACAUGGAGGAAUCCUGGACUCUGUUCAAAAGAACCAGGAGCGGGUCCAGAGCAGGGUGAAGAGCCUGAACUCCAGCCUGGCCCAGGUCCAGAAAGGGCUGCAGACUGGGCAGACUGGGCAGACUGGCCUUCCAGGGCCUCCAGGAGAGAAAGGCCUGAUGGGGCUGCCGGGCCCCCGGGGGCCCCCUGGACCUCCUGGGCUGAAAGGAGACACCGGAUCCCGAGGAUUUCCAGGUCCUAAAGGUGAACCAGGUCUUCCAGGUGUGGACGCUCACAGGCCCAGGCUGUCAUUCUCUGCAGGCCUCACUGCUCUGAAGGAAACGACAGGAACUGUCGUCUUUAACAAGGUCUUUGUCAACGAGGGCAACUUCUACAACCCGGUGACAGGUGUUUUCACCGCCCCGUUGGACGGACACUACUACUUCAGCGCCGUCCUGACGGGACACAAGAACGAGAAGAUCGAAGCGGUUCUGGCCAAGUCCAACUAUAGCGUGGUCCGGGUGGACUCGGGGGGCUACCAGCCCGAAGACCUGGAGGCCAAGCCGGUGGCCGAGUCAAAGGUCAGCAGCGGCUCGCUGGCCGUGUUCAGCCUGGUGCUGCCGCUGCAGCGCGGCGACACGGUGUGUGUGGACCUGGUGAGGGGGAGGCUGCCCCACUCCCUGGAGCCGCUCACCGUCUUCAACGGCAUGCUGCUGUAUGAAAACUUAUGAACCUGGUGAGUCAGAGACCAGCCAGAGCCGACCGAUCCGAUCUGCUCAAACCGUGGAGGAGGCUGAAAUAUUUCCCAUGAUCCUCCCUGCUCGACUCAGCAGGAAGGAUUUUAACUCUGCCUGUGUUCUGUCCAAUCAGCAGAGACCUUACCUGGUCACAUGACCCAAACUCCUCUGGAGCCAGAACGUUACAGUAAUGUUCUGCAUUAACGUCCAGAUGUUUGACCACAAGGUGGCGCUGCGGAUCCGUACCUGGACUGAGGAUCUGAUUUAUGUCUGAUAAAAUGUUUGGAUGUUUUAUGGAAUGAUGUUGAUGCACUGCUGCGUCCAAUCAGUUGACCUCCUCCGACCUCUAACCCAUGCUGUUACCAUGACAACCAUUAAGGCCACAGCCUACACACACAAUAUCCAGCUUAUUAACGCUGAUGAAAGCAAACCUCAGUGGUGGGCACCGCUAGCUGAAAGGUUAGCAGCGCUAACCCUAAAACACUAACCGUAAACAUUAGUGUUGCUAACGCUAACACGCUACACCAACAUGAUAAUUGGUGAAAGCUAAUGCUAAGCACUAAUUUCAACCCUGACUGCACCCAUCGUGUCAAUGACACUUCCUUCUUGCUCAAUAAGUUUCUUUAAAAUAAAAAGAAAAUGUGAGGAGAGGAAACUGAGCUGCAGACUUCAAAAUAAGAGCAUGAGUAUAAGCGUCUAACUACCAGAAAAAUUCAGGAGCCGAAAAACUUCAACUUAAAUGCCAAACUUUAUUCAAGUAAAUUAGGCCUUUAGAAUUUAUAUGAAAAAUUUAUUUCGGGGAAGCUAAGCUCUUUCAAAGUUAGAAAAAAGCUAAAGCACUAUACAAAAAAUUAAGUAUUAGUGCAAUAGCAAGCUAGCACUACUAUGAUCAUAAACAUAAGAAAAAACAAAACAAUUUCAGGUCUAUAGUUGCUGCUCAGUGUGUUUUGUUAAAAAUGGCCACCAGGUUCUGCUGUGUCAGGUCGGGACAUCUGAUACAAAAUCACAGUCUUGUUAGUUUUUAUGACACAUUAUUCACUGAAUAAAAUAAUAAUACUCUGUGAACGCCACCAAGUGGUCAGGUGAAUUUUAGCCAAAUUAAUCAUAAACAAGGUCCUGCUACAGUUCACUUUUAGUUUAAAAAGCAUCCAGCAUGCUGAGGUGAGUGAAGAAUCAUUUCCACUCAAGUUAUCGCUGGCUUAUUGCUGCAGUGUUUGCCUAGCAGCUUUACUGCACAUGUGCAGUAAACAUGGUGUGUGUCAGGUUAGCUUGAGCAGCAGCAAAGGGAAACAAACUUCGCUCGUCCUGCUGGAGGUUCAACAUGUCCGAUAACAUUCCAGACUCAUUUCCCUUUCAGAAAAGAACACUAACGCUCUAUAUCAACAGAGAGUUUAGCAGAUGCUAAUGCUAAAUUGCUCAAUUCAAUGUUGAUUCCAUGUGGCAAAGAUAAUGCUAAACAUUUGCUAAAGUGUUAAGAAAAUUAGCGUAUUAGCAGAGUUCAGAAAUGUUCUGGAGAUGUUAUGAAGACAAAUGAAGCGCUUGUGAUCUGGGACCAGACCGGACCGGACCAGGCAGACAAAGUAACCAUGACGAAGACCACAGGAAGUCUUCAUCACCGGCAAAGAAUUAAGAGAUUGCUCAAAGUUGCUCCGUAUUCGAUGUUUCCCCCUCCCAGGCUUCUUCUGGUUAGCAGAAGAUGAGUAAAUGCAGAGAGAAGUUUUCUUCUCCAGGACGUCGCUAUGUGGAAAAGUUAUCACACCCCUAGAUAAAUCCUGUAUCUGAUUUGAUUAACCAUCAAUCAAUCAUCAUGCUGGAAAACCCUGCGUCUGAAUUAAAUCAAUUCAGGGCAGCAGAUGGGGUCAAAGUUCACAUUCAGUAGUGCUGCUGCAGCAGCAGGAGGAACAACCGGGUCUCAGGUUGGGGUUUGAAUACUUUCUCACAGUAAGUGUGAAAUCACUGCAGCUUCUGUUUAGGUUUUAAAUGUAAUUUAUAAUCUAAAUCUUUACAUAAUUGGUUAAAUACAGAAGAACGAAGCCAGAAUAUAAUAAAACCAGAAAUACGUUCAGAUCAGGACAGUUGAGUUUAUUAUUCCAGCUGAUUGUUUUUCUACCUGAGGAAACUAAGCAUGUGCCGACAGUGGAGAGGAAAACAGGAGGAAAUGUUCCAGUAUAACUUCCUAUAGUUAAUAUAAAGUCUUAUAUUUGAAUAACUUGUGAACUUAUAGUUUACUCAACACAGCAUCGUUUUAACUAUUAUUAAAUAUCAAAUGGCUUUCCAUAGAGUACUACAACAUUGACCUGCUGCCUGACGUAGAGCUGCAGCAGCUAGAUGAGCAGCUUUCUGCUGUUGGGACAGACGUGAAGCAUGUAGAGACAUUUAAGCUGUGACCGGAUGAUGAAGACAUAUCAUCAUCAUCAUCACAAACUGUUGAUGCUUCCUGAACUUCCUGAAGGACAGUUUUUCACGACUCGGCUGGAAGUGAUGUUUGCUUUCUGGAGAAAUGUAAAAAUGUUUGACCUUCACAUUUAAAAACUUCUUGAUGCUCUAUGAUGCAGAAUUGGACCUGAACCGACACCAGUUUCUUCACUCAGGAUUGUACAGUUGAACAUGUUCUGAGUUCAUUUCUGGCUUCUGUAGCAACAAAUCUCUAAAGCUAAAAUGUUUCUGACAAAUGUUGUUAGAAGCCUUAUUAAAUCAAUGAUUAACUGUU